This is a messenger RNA of Lizanozyma spartinae, 1353 nucleotides long. RefSeq names its product snoRNA-binding rRNA-processing protein (gene ENP1). Bases 1 to 1353 code for a protein of 450 amino acids. Gene Ontology annotation, cellular component: cytoplasm; preribosome, small subunit precursor; nucleolus. The record is from RefSeq and is a predicted model, not a curated record. Lineage: Eukaryota; Fungi; Ascomycota; Pichiomycetes; Serinales; Debaryomycetaceae. Gene Ontology annotation, biological process: rRNA processing. The transcript has a single exon. Gene Ontology annotation, molecular function: snoRNA binding.
AUGGGCAAGAUCAGUGUUAGCGACUCCAGGAGCAAGCAGAGACAUGAUCCUUUGUACAAAGAUCUUUCCACACAAGGAGGGAACUUACGGGAGACACCACGUCUAACCAAGCAAAAGAAAGAACAGCAAGAUGAAGGGUUUUUGGAUGCUACUACUUCUAGGAAGAUCUUACAGCUUGCUAAAGAACAACAAGAAGAAAUAGACGAUGAAGAUGAAACUGAAGGACCCAGUUUCUUGGAAUCUUUCAAACAGCGCAGAGGCAUGGAGGAAGAUGAUGAAGCUGAAGACUCAGGGGACGACUCCGAAGAAGAAGAGUACUCUGAUUUUGAAGGCGAGGACUAUUUUGAAGAGGAAGAAAUUGAAGUGGACGAAAAGGACGCAGAAUUGUUUAACAAAUACUUGGGCGGAGGAAAUGGCGGUACCAUCAACUUGGCUGACAAAAUUAUGGCCAAAAUACAAGAAAAGGAAAUGAUGAAAAACCAACCCCAAGAGAGACCACAAGAUGCUGUCUUGUUACCUCCUAAAGUUAUUGCUGCAUAUGAAAAGAUUGGACAAAUAUUAGCAUCGUACAAACACGGCAAGUUACCAAAGUUGUUUAAAGUUUUACCUAGUUUAAAGAAUUGGGAAGACGUGUUGUUUGUCACCAACCCUGAACAAUGGACCCCACACGCAGUUUAUGAAGGUACCAAAUUGUUUGUGUCUAACUUACAAGCUAACGAAGCUCAGAAAUAUGUGGAGAGUGUUCUUUUGGAAAAGUUUAGAGUGAGUAUCGAAGACUCCGAAGAUCAUUCCCUUAACUACCAUUUGUAUAGAGCAUUGAAGAAGAGUUUGUAUAAACCAGGUGCUUUUUUCAAGGGAUUUUUGUUCCCAUUGGUGGACUCUGGAUGCUCAGUCAGAGAAGCCACCAUUGCUGCCAGUGUUUUGGCCAAGGCAUCUGUGCCCGUAUUGCAUUCGAGUGUUGCAUUAUCACUGUUGUGUCAAAGAGACUUCAAACCUGCUACAACUGUUUUCAUUAGAGUAUUGAUUGAAAAGAAAUAUGCAUUGCCUUAUCAAACCAUCGACGAGUUGGUUUUCUAUUUCAUGCGUUUCAGAAGGGUCGAAGCCCAAGAAGAGUUAAUGGACGUUGAAGGUGCACAAAAAGCAAAUGAAUUGCCUCCAUUGCCUGUGGUUUGGCAUAAGGCUUUCCUUUCAUUUGCUCAAAGAUAUAAGAACGAUAUAACUGAUGACCAAAGAGAUUUUCUUUUGGAAACAGUCAGACAAAGAUUCCAUCAUUUAAUAGGACCUGAAAUCAGGCGUGAGUUGCUUGCUGGUGUUCCAAGACUCCCCCCUGCUGCUAAAGACGUUUCAAUGUAG